Messenger RNA from Drosophila sechellia, 3242 nucleotides. RefSeq lists its product as uncharacterized. Gene Ontology annotation, molecular function: beta-tubulin binding; microtubule binding. The coding region runs from base 1 to 3192 and encodes 1063 amino acids. The transcript is spliced from 9 exons. Lineage: Eukaryota; Metazoa; Arthropoda; Insecta; Diptera; Drosophilidae. The record is from RefSeq and is a predicted model, not a curated record.
AUGGUACAAAGAAAAAGUACUGGCACGGCCAAGUCCGUUGCAGAACCGAUUCUCAGAUAUCCUCUGAUAUCCGAAAAUGAGGUAAUGGAUCGAGAAGCGAGGUACAUGAGCCGCCUUAAUGAUUUCACUGUUAGUGCGGAAUUAGUCAAGGGUGCCCAACGCGACUUCUAUAAUCAGGAGGUGGAUAGAAUGUUCCGGGAACACUGGGAGCAUCAUUUGCGAUGUGAUGGCCUGCCACGUCCCUAUCUUCCCGUCGAAGUACGAACUUUUAUGUCCAAAAUGCGGUUUUACGACCAGGUUGAAACGAAUAAUUCGAUGGACUGGACCUUGUCGGUGGACGAACGCUCUAUAUUGACUCAGAAUAUCUUUAGGGUGGACAAAACACGACAUAUGAUGAUGGUCAACAAAGACAAUCCGGGCGAACACUAUGACCAGAACGUUCAGAUGUGUUUGAAUGCAUUGAAACAAAUGGAUGCAAUGCUCGACAACGAGGCCGAAAUGGUUCGGAUGUCAGAAAAAAGGCAACAGGAUGUUAUUGAAGUUUACACCGAAGUCGAGACGGAAAUUGGUGACCUCUUUGAUCGCCUAACCUAUCGAGUAUUGAGCAUGCAAGAUGCUUAUAUGGAAUCCAAGGAUGGUCGAGUGGCUGUGUGGAGCUACACGUGUAACCCUUGGAGAAUGGAUUUGUGGGGACUGCGAAAUGUGCCAAUUAUUUUUGAUCAGUUGGAAUUGCCAGUAAUGUUGGCCGAAUUGAAUGCCACGAGUGUUGAGGUCCAGAUACCAAAGAGUGUUCUUAAAGACUGCGUAACUAUUCGCAGCUUACACAUGGAUUUUGAUAACAUAUCGCAGAAUGCCAAGAGCUUCGAAACUGCCGUUCAGGCAUCGGUCAAUUAUCCCAACGCUGGGAUAGUGGACAUAGAGAAUUCGGUGGUCAACGAAUGGCACAUGCAACUCGAAAUACAGGAGGAGACAUUGAAUCUGAUGUUAAGCAGGAGGCGAGAGUACGAGGACAUGAUGGAGCUCAUCGCCGAGAAAACGGAGCAGGCAGCUAAGGCCGCUAAACAAACUGACCCCGAUAAGGCGGUCAAAAUCAUAAUUCCCAAGGCCCCGAAGGAACCACCAUUUGUUGCGACUGGCAUGUAUCCCGACACCUAUGACGAUUUUCUCAGAAUAGAGGAGAGCCAGUACUCUGGCUACCUCGAUGAGGUAUGCCAUCCAAGGCACUUAGAUAUGCAGCCGUUCGAAAUAAAUCUUAGGGACUACAUCAUGCUUGGUGGUAUUUACAGCAUUAUGUUCAUCCGACGACCUGACCAAACCCAGUUCGAGAAGUUCAACAUCGUAUUGCACGAGGAUGGACGGGUGGUUCACAAACUGACAGAAAUGAAGGCCGAUAUACCGGUAGAGGCUGUGCGGAAGUCGAAUAUAGGCAGGAAAACUAGGGAGACCUACCGGGGCACUAAAAUCAAGCUGGAAGACGACGAACUACCAUAUUUCAUUGUAACCCUACAAGUGGCCGCGGAUCUCUGCAAAUGGAGUGAGCCCCUGGUUUGCCAUUUUCUAACGGAGCAGGAUUUUAUUCCGACCGAUUACAAGCGCGAAUCCUACUGGGCGCCGACCAUGCAGAGUGUUAUAAGGCAUUCGGAAUUUGCCGGUAGGAAGGGGAGUACGCUCAAUUUAGGCAGUCAGAUUUCAGGUGAUUCUGCAAAUAUAUUUCGGCCCAGUCUGCGGUCAUUACUGAGACAGAGUAAGAUCGGAACGGCUCCGAAGCCCGGAGUUCCCAUAGAGGACUUCAAACUGGAAAAAAAACUGAGCCAACUGGAAAUUAGAACAUUGGAAAGGUAUUGUCUACCCCGGAUCAUAUCAUCGUUUAAGUUUCCCGCAGACUUUCGAGAUGAAAAACGAGAAUUUGUCAAACAGGGCCCAAGGGCUUUGGUCAAACGGCCAGAGGCCGAGGAAGUCGUUAGUCAAGUUAAGAUUUUAGACUUUAACUAUAAUUCCCAGGUGCUGAGUCCGGAGCGAAUGUACCCCUACUUUCCACAGAUGGAUCCCAUAAAGUAUACCAUUCCCUUCGAUGAUUCGGAACCAGGUCCAGUAAACCCAACGAGUGCGCUGGAACUUCUAAAAACAUUUGACAACAUUAAAUCUAAGUAUCAGGAAAAGCAUAUCGAGCUAUUAAGUCAGCCCGACGAGCAGGACAAGAAAUCGAAGCAAAAAAAACUGGGCUUAAAGGAUGAGGAUGAUGCACCUGAGGGACAGAUAGCAAAACGAAAAUUGUCCAAGUCUGGUGACAAAGGACGCCAGUCUGUUAAGACGGACAGGGAUCGAGUUACUGUCGGCUCAGACAAAUCUUCAGUAAGGACUGAUCUGAUGAACGAAGAACAAGUAACACACUGGACAACUAAGUACGUCAAGGACACCGUAAUCGAUAGAGAAACCAAUAGGAUUACGUUCAAGACAGAUCGUCUGGGACUUUUGGGAUUGGCCUUUAAGCGGUACGAACAUUUUCCAUUUCGCAAUUGGUCACUGCAGCCAAAUGAGGAAAAUCCUGAUGAGAUCAUACUAUCCGUCGACACAUUCCAUGUCCGUAUCUUUUUCUAUAUCACCUGCAAGGGAGUUAGGGGCUAUGUGACUGAUCUGAGCAAGGGUUACACGGCGAAGCCGAUUAAAUAUCUGGAGAUUGUGGAACCAAUAUCAGACUUUCGGCAAAUGCGUCAGAUAUUUAUUAACAAAAACAUCAAUAUAUUUGCCGAGAACGAUGCUAGUUUCUAUAUCGAAAAUGGCUACUUUUCCAUGAAACACGUGGCGCUCGAGAUGCACACCUACAAUAUUAUGGCGCUCCACUGUAAAUUGAUGAAGUUCUACCGAUCGAGCUGGAAUCGUCUCGCCGAUCGACGCGAUAUCAUCCUGGGCAUGAAAAUCGCCAAGGACAACUCUGAUUAUUCUGAGGUCACAAUGCGCAUUACACCGGAGAAAACCACCUUUGUUCAGAUUUCCGAAAAUUGCUCAGAUAAGGUGAAUGUUAUUGUGCUAAGCUACACUAGUACUUGGCGAAACAUCGGUAACUUUACGGAUCUACAUCAGGCUAUAAAUUCGAUGGUGCCGAAUGCUACAGAGGUGCGAAAUAAGGAUUCUAUUCUUUUAUAUUAUGUAACUAGAAUGCUCAAAGAAAUACGUCUUCUAAGCUUUUCGUAGAAUAUCAAUAUAUUUUGUACAUCUAUACAAUAUAAUCUUGAAUAAAAUAA